AUGCCAAAAUUUUCCAAUAGUUUUACUACUGUUAACAAGGAAGAAUUUAAGUGGCAUUCUGUGAAACAUAUUGAUCGGAGGCAAUUCAAAAACGUUUGCAAAAAUUCCUUCGAAAAACUAGGUCACAAAACAAAAUUUGUGUCAAAGGGUUUAUGCUCUAAAACAAGUAUUACCCACGAGAAUAAAGUCCUUGGCUCAGGCUUUUUCGAAAAGUUGACUGGAGAGACAUUUAUUGAGCAGGAUCAAGACAAAUAUUUCCACUUAUCCUCUUCUUUGGAGGGUCAAAGGAAUAAGUUGAAGAACAAAAUUAAAAAAUUAAGUGUAUACUUUUCCUUAGAUUCAAACUCCGAAGAGGAGUCUAACUAUAAUAGACCUUCAGAUUCGGAAAGUAAUUGCUAUAAUGAAUCGUAUAGUUCUCAGGAAACCUUAAAAAACGAGACAGCAAUAAGUACAGAACAAAAAUCUCCAGUUUCGUUAGAUAGGAGUAAAAGGGACUCCAAUGAUCAAGAGAAACAAGAAGACCCAAAAUGCCAAGGGACGGAAGAAGAUUCAAAGUUUCAAGGUGCAAUUGAAGAAGCAACUUUUUCUCAAGAGAAAAAAGAUGCCUCAGACCAUAAACAAGAAUAUUCAGCAUAUAAUAACAUAAACGAAGAUGUAUUGGAAGGCUUACAAGUGAAGAAAGAAAGUAAAUCACUAAAUUCGCCAGGAGAAGUUCCUGAUAUGUUUCAAAGCAGGCGAAAGCCAUCAGUGCCAGUGAAAAGUCUAGUUAAUGAUGUAUUGAACUAUUUAGAUGGCUUAGAAGCACAAUCAGAAGAAGUAUCGAGAGAAUUCCGUAUAAUAUCUACAGACGAUAAUGGGUUUAUGAAACAGCCCGAUUUCUUUAAAGAUGAGCCUGGGCUACAAGGAGUAACUUCGCGUACUUGCUUUGAAACAAGAAAUAGUUACGCUGCUUUAAACAAAGGCCAAAAAAUUCAGUUAAUGAAAAAUAAUAAGGUUUGUGCCUUUACAAAAUAUUCGAAAACAUCGACAUCAAACGCUAUAUACAUCCAUAAAAAUGAGAUUAGUCAUGUGGAAUCUUUAUUGAACAAACUUCAAGGUUUUCCAGAAGAUGAUUCGUUAAAUUCUGGCCUUAACACCGGGGAGCCUGAAUAUUCCAAUAUAUAUGAAUAUUACAAGUUUAAGCUCUUAAGUCACUCUCUUUCUUAUCUAAGAAGAAAGUCCACUACUAGCGACGAUCCAUUUUAUAAGUAUGAGUACAAAAAAAGAGUUCUUAGAAGACAUUGCUUAGUGACUAAUCCAAUGUAUUAA
Messenger RNA from Henningerozyma blattae CBS 6284, 1308 nucleotides. RefSeq lists its product as uncharacterized. Lineage: Eukaryota; Fungi; Ascomycota; Saccharomycetes; Saccharomycetales; Saccharomycetaceae. The coding region runs from base 1 to 1308 and encodes 435 amino acids. The record is from RefSeq and is a predicted model, not a curated record. The transcript has a single exon.